Xenia sp. Carnegie-2017 is the source of this 2184-nucleotide messenger RNA. RefSeq names its product DEP domain-containing protein 1B-like. The transcript is spliced from 10 exons. The coding region runs from base 790 to 1926 and encodes 378 amino acids. The record is from RefSeq and is a predicted model, not a curated record. NCBI's taxonomy places the organism in Eukaryota, Metazoa, Cnidaria, Anthozoa, Malacalcyonacea, Xeniidae. Gene Ontology annotation, biological process: signal transduction.
CCAUCGAUCACAACAACGUUCCACGUGUCUGUAGCAGUCUACAAACGUUUAUCAUUUUGGCGAUAUUUUAAACAUUUGGAAGUGAUAGAAUGCAAUCUGCUCAAACUGUAGCAUUAUUUUCUGAUAGCGAACCUUUUAGAGCGACAAAAAUUUGGAACGAACUUCUGCGGAACUUUAAAAUUGGUAUACCAUUAAAAAAGAAAAGAUGGCGAAUGAAGAUAUACGAAAAUUGUUUUAAUGGUCCGAAGCGAUUGCUUGGAUUUACGAUUUUUUAAAAGCCAAUCCAAACUUUCGGCAAAAUGUCAAUAGGACCAAAGCAAAGCUGUUAUGUGAAAAGUUUUUAGAACGACGUGUUAUUUUUGAUCUAGUUGAUGAAGCUGAUUCGACAAAUUGUUCUUUUGAAGAAAGUCGUUUAUAUGGUUUUCAAAAAACACAGACACGUACAAGAAAGUUGAGGCAAAGAGAUAAGAACGAAAACUUAUUAUGUUCUUCCAAAAAACUAGUGCCGAGUCUAAAAAGGCACUCUAGUUUUGUAGAGCCAUUUCAUUCAUUUAGACAACCUUUAGCAGAUGCAAAAGAACUUAAAAACAUUGUCACAAGCACAAAUGUAAAAAAAAUGAAGAAUAAUUCUAAGCAUUGCGUGACAAAAAAAUUGGUGGAAAUUUCUACUCAAAUAAUGAAAAUACAGACGUAAAUGUUGCUCAAACAGGAGAUUUAUCUCAGAAAGAGAACUAUGAGUUUGGCAUCAGAGUCAAGGAAAAUAUUGGAAAGAUUUUUGGUGAAAAUUUAAUGGCUGUAAUGAAUGAUGAAGAAGAAGUUGUUUGUGAAGAGAAAGAACUUGAUAAUAUGUGUUCUAGAGAUUUAUGUAAAAGUACCAAGGAAGUAGUUAAUGACAUUUAUGAUGAAGACGAUAAGGAUGAUGUAAUGUCACAAAUUUUACCAUCUCAAGAUAGGGGAUGUGUAAAAUCAGACCCAAACAAGUUGUGGCUAAAUGUGUGCCUUCACAGGUUAAAGCAAAUAUUAAAUGUGACUGACAUCAAUGAUCUUGUUAAUUAUGACCUGCUGAGUGCCAAGAAUGUGAUGGAAAAUGUUGAAUCCAAUUUCAGAUGUGUCACAAAAGAUGUCCCAAAAUCAUUGAUCUUGGCCAUGAAAUACCUCAUAUACUGGCCACAAAGUAUUGAAUUUUCCGUAUUUGAGAACGUAAAUUCUGUAUUCGGUACAAUUCAAGAGUAUUUUGAAUCGCUAUCUGAACCACUAGUUGAAUCCAACCUUGUUAAAGUAUUCAAUAAAAUAUCAGGAUUGAUAAAGCGUUGUAAGGUGUCAGCUUUAAGAGCUCUACAGAAUACCUUACUUCUUAUUAAGAAAGAAAAAAGACAAAUGCUUCAGCUUCUUCUGCGUUUCAUGGUCAAAAUAUCAAAUAAUCAUCAACUAAACCUAAACCACUUUUUACCAACACGAGAGCUGGUCAUUCAAACGUUUGUUCCUUGUAUUUUUGGUGACAAAGAUCGUGUUGACGAAAUUCUUGAAUUUGUUUACCAAUCGUUCGGGAAAACUUUCAACGCUUUUACACUAAAAUAUUUAGCUAUAUUGUCCAAUUUUCUAUCAAUUUUCUAUCAACAGAUUUCUCCAGCUAUGAGAUUUCAAUUUGAGCAACAUUUUGCUCUGUUACGUGCACGUGGGAACGAAGGAGAAAUGUUAAAAACGGGUCAGGAUAUUGCAUUUUGCUUUCGUGUAACAAAACAAGAGUAUGAAGAACAGAAAAAAUUUGAAACUCAAAGAUCGCUGGAGGAGCUACUUCAUUGCAUUGUCGAACAAGAAAAUGUUAGCAAGAAAAAUCGAAGAAAAAUGUUGAAACAGUUUCAGAAAACAUAUCCUGAAAUUUACUUCAAUAAAUAUCCAAUUGAUGAUCCAUCAGUAAUGUCCUAAUCUCACAUGAAUGUAAUCUACUAUCAUUUAUCUCAACGACAUAACACUACGGUAAUUUUGGCAAGUUUGUCUUAAUGAGAAUUCAUGUAUUACCUUCACUAGUAGUACAAAUAUUUUCUUGGGUUAGUCAUUUUGAUUUUCUUAUGGUUUUUCUAUGAUAUGAUUCAAAAGUUAUACUGUCACCAUAUAUACUGUAGGUAUGUAUUAGCUACGAUAUGUUAUUUUACUCUGAGUUUGACCAGUGAUUAUUAUUUAACA